AUGACUUACGACAGGCUAAUAGAUUAUGCUGUUAAUGCCAUUGCUCAAAUUCUACCUUUGGAUCAUGACACGUGUCUUGAGAUGAUCAAGUACGCAUUAACUUUACCAAACGCAGAAGUGGAGACACAUCUACUUGACCUACUCGGCCAUAGUGAAGAAAGCUACAAGUUCAUUUCUAGAUUCCUUGAGCUAAAAAGAGAGGAAGAUGAAAAUAAUUCACAUCAAGCAAAAAGCAAGGUUAAACAGACAUCCAAAAGUUCCUCUCCAAUUCCAAGCAUAACACAGAACGUCAAGAAGAAUAGUGCAUGGGAUCAUUCCUCGCAAACUACGACGAAGAGUAACACGAGGUUGAAAAAUAAUAAAGAUUCUAUCACUAUUUCUGAACUUGCAGAUGUAAAACCUUCGAACAAACUUUCUGGACAACAGGCUAAAAAAACAAAGAAAAAGAAUCUCGACAGUCUCAAGGAUAUCGAGGCUGCACUAAACGAAUUGGAAAUUGAAAAAGCCCAAGAGUCUGUGAGUUUGGAGAGCUCUUCCGUCGUUAAAAGGGUAUGCAAUUGUAUGGCUACCAGACAUCCUCUCUUUGAGGUUGCACCGAAUUGUUUGAAUUGCGGUAAAAUCAUAUGUGUCAAGGAGGGCCUUCAACCAUGCUCGUAUUGUGGGGCAGAGCUCCUCUCGGAGAAAGAGAAGAUCGAGAUAAUAAAAAUUUUGAAUUCAGAGAAGGAAAACUUGAAAAUAAAACUGGCAAAUUCGACAAACAAGCAGGUGCAAGAGCAACCGUCGAAACUAAGUGCACCAAAGAAGAUUAAAGUGGCGAUGUCAGCUGGCGGAAAUUUGUGGAAGGCGCAGGAAGAAGCAUUAAAACAGAUAGAAGAGGAGUCGAAAAAGCAGCGUGAACUAGAACAGAAAGCUUUAGAAGAGAAGAAGGAACUUGAGAGACAACUUCAAGAAAUCGAGCACUAUGAAAGAACAAAAGAUGUAAAUCCUGAUCUUUUGAAAGCACAAGAGAGGCUUGAAACCUUGUUAGAUUUCCAAAGUACUGGCGCGGAGAGGACGAGAAUCAUAGACAAUGCAUCUGAUUUCGAGAUGCCCGACCUUUCCAGUGGCAGCAUGUGGCUUUCUCCUACAGAAAGGGCGCUACAACUCAAAAAACAACAAAAGCAACUAAGGAAAAUUCAACUGCAAGAAAAGGCUCGAACUGGGCGUACAAAGAAGGUUAUGGAGAUGGUGAUAAAGGACGGAAAAGUCAGUAUGGUCGAAAAACAUUUGAUAGAGGAUAACGAACCAGAUGCAAAUGAGAUCAAAGAGCUUGACACUCUUGCCAAACAAGAGAAGGUAGAUCAAGAAUCAUCGAUGAUAAAAAAUUUCUGGGAUUAUGAAAAGGAUCAGGACAAAUGGGAGAAACCUGUUUAUGUCUUUGAGCCUGUGUCCGAAGCACCUAAUGUUGAAUGGAAAGAUAGCAAAGUUCAGCUCGAUAGUUUGGAUAGCAAUGAGCUCGUUGCUAUGCUACCGUCGUGA
Molecule: messenger RNA, 1518 nt
Organism: Clavispora lusitaniae ATCC 42720
Lineage: Eukaryota; Fungi; Ascomycota; Pichiomycetes; Serinales; Metschnikowiaceae
Biological process (GO): positive regulation of DNA-templated transcription
Cellular component (GO): nucleus
Molecular function (GO): zinc ion binding; transcription coactivator activity
Source: RefSeq, a predicted model, not a curated record